CUCUUCCCCACCCAGCAUAGCAUAGCACACAGUCGUCUGCUCACACAACUCUCCUCUCGCCACUCUCUCCAACCUUCUUGUCUCGUCAACAAUGGCGUCCAGGGUGCUCCUUCUCUGCUCUUUCGUCGUUCUCGCCUUCGCGGCUGGAUCGCAGGCCAAGGACUUCAUCGUCGGCGGCCCCACUGACGGGUGGAAGGUGCCGGCCAUGUCCGACGCGCUCAACAAGUGGGCAUCGGCCAACCGUUUCCACAUCGGCGACAACCUCGUGUUCAAGUUCAACGCCGCGGCGGACUCGGUGCUAGAGGUCAGCCAGGACGACUACAACCGCUGCAGCACGGCCAGCCCCAUCAACACCUACAAGGCCAGCGACGCCACCGUGCCGCUGCCGCGCUCCGGCCGGCGCUACUUCGUCAGCGGCACCCCCGGGAACUGCGACAAGGGCGAGCGCCUCAUCGUCGUCGUCAUGUCCGACAAGCACGGCCGCCGCCCCGGUUCUGCGCCCGUCCCGGCUGCCGCGCCCGCUCAGUCCCCGCGGGCCGCCGGGCUCGUCCACGUGCCUGCCCCUGCCCCGGCGCCCGCGCCGGCUAAAGGUGCCGCCGCGAGGACGGCAGGCAGCGGUUCCCUGCUUCUCGGCGCUCUCCUCGGAGCCGCGCUCUUUGCGUUCUGAGUUACUUGCCCUGUUCUUUAGGAUCAAGGAUUCACGGGUGGGCAUUCUUUGAUUAGUUUCUAGAUCUGAAAACAAAAAAUGUUCUUCUUCUGUCUGUAGAAGAAGACAGUGUUAGCGUGAAACAUAAUCAUAAAAAUAGGAAAUGGAUUUGCUCCAGUGGACUACUUGAGAUUUCAGUA
Lolium perenne is the source of this 846-nucleotide messenger RNA. RefSeq names its product early nodulin-like protein 13. Gene Ontology annotation, cellular component: plasma membrane. Gene Ontology annotation, molecular function: electron transfer activity. NCBI's taxonomy places the organism in Eukaryota, Viridiplantae, Streptophyta, Magnoliopsida, Poales, Poaceae. The record is from RefSeq and is a predicted model, not a curated record.